Drosophila hydei is the source of this 1513-nucleotide messenger RNA. It is a transcript of the gene Lk, whose product is annotated as leucokinin. The transcript has a single exon. Bases 846 to 1373 code for a protein of 175 amino acids. The record is from RefSeq and is a predicted model, not a curated record. NCBI's taxonomy places the organism in Eukaryota, Metazoa, Arthropoda, Insecta, Diptera, Drosophilidae.
UAAAAAAGACUAAGCACAGCCCUCACAACUAGCUACUUGUUUGCCUUUCUUUCACGCCUACGCUACAUUCGUCAUGUGUCAAGUAAAUUAAAGAGCAAGCAACAAGUAAGAAGUCGGAAGUGCGAGUGCGAGUACGAGCGCAAGGAGAGUGUAAAAAGAAAUGCGUAAAGUGUAGCGCACACUCGUAUUUGCAUAUGAUUAAUUUCAUACGCUUGCCUGCUAAUCAGCGAGCAAUUUGUACAACUGCCUGACAAGGCUGCUGACAAAAGGGGUGCACAAUUUGCAGCAGGAAUACAGGGUAGUGGCUAGAGGGUAGACGGUAGAGGGUAUGCGCUACUGGCUGCCCACAAGCUAAUGAGCAGCUUGUGACAUAUAAAGGCAACUGGCGAGUGGCGCCUCGGCUUCAAGUGAGUGUCACGUUUAUCUAUGGGCAGAAUUAAUAAAUUUUCAACGUGGGAGAGCUAAAUAAAAAAAACAAAUGAGCAGCCGUUAGCAGCUUAAGAGUACGGCGUAAAUUUAUGACACUUGUUGCUGAACGAAGUGCGCCCCCUCCAAGCCAUCUGCUUAUUAGGGCUCGCUCUUUAGCCGUGUGUAACGGUUUAGAAAUGUAAACGAGAAACGUUUUAUAAUUAUUUUAUGGACUUCAAAGUUCGCAGUCGUCUGUCUGAGAGUGGGGCAGGACUAGCUCGCUGCUGCUGCUACUGGCUGCUUGGCUGGUUGGCUGACUGGUAUAUAAAGCCAUUGAAAGUGGCCAUUGAGUGCACAGUUGCUUAUCUUGCCAAUCUGCGAACACACACGCGCUUCGUUUGCAGACGGAUUAACCAUCACAAACAUCGAAUCCAAGCAUGUUGUCCACCUGGCGCCUACUGCUCUUGCUCCUUGGCAUUUGCAGCCAGCUCUAUGCUCUGCCCACGCACACGGCAACGGAUCUGGAGCUGAACACCUGUGAGCUGCAGCUUGGCAAGUAUCGUCGCUUCAUACUGCAGGCCAUACUCAGCUUCGAGGAUGUGUGCGAUGCUUACAAUUCACGGCGCAUCGCUCCAGAUGAUAGGCCCAGCACUUCCGACACCUGGCUAUUCGAUCAAUAUGCGCCACCACCAACAUCACAGCGUGGCGAGAUUUGGGCGUUCUUCAAGCUGCUGAUGGCACAGUUCAAUGAUUUAGAGUUCGCCUCCAUUAUAAGAGAUUCGGUCAUCGAACGCUGUCGCCUCAAAGUUCAGCGGGAUGACAAACGCAAUUCGGUUGUCCUCGGCAAGAAGCAGCGCUUCCAUUCCUGGGGAGGCAAGCGUUCACCGGACCAAGCAUCGACGCUUACAUUGUCCGAUGCAGUGUCUGCCGUAGCCGGCGCAGGCAUGGAACACAAUUUCUAUUAAUCUCAGAGAUUUCAAGUAAUCAGCUCUUGUUCGCCCAUCUAAAACUUCGUUCCAGAUAUGUAUGAAAUGUCAAUCUACCAAUUAAUUACUGCACUAGCUCUAAAUAUUUAACAACAAUAAAAAUAAAAAACGCUGAGAGA